Molecule: messenger RNA, 576 nt
Organism: Lachancea meyersii CBS 8951
Lineage: Eukaryota; Fungi; Ascomycota; Saccharomycetes; Saccharomycetales; Saccharomycetaceae
Source: the annotation of a GenBank genome assembly
AUGUCUCAACAAUCUGGAGCUUUGCAAAGAAUUUUGGCUAUUUCUAGUGUUACCGCUGUGGCAGCAUUGGCAGGUUAUGCGGUUUACUUUGAUCACCAGAGAAGAAACAAUCCAAACUUCCGUAAAAGCUUGAAGCGUAAGCUCAAGAAACAUGCAGAGGAAGAAAAACUAGAAAAGGAGAGAGCCAAGCAAUUGAAAUUAGCACAGGUUGGCGAGUAUUUGAGUGCAGAACUGGCGAAAGACCCGGUAUCUACAGACCCAGCGCAAAGAGAAAUUGUGUUCACGUCGAACGUGGAAAUGGGAGAAAAACUGGCCAGCGUUCCAGGAAACGAACUAGAAGCCGCAUCUAAGUUCUACAAGGCUCUUAGUGUGUACCCUAACCCAGCUGACUUGCUAGGCAUUUACCAGAGGAGUGUUCCAGAGGGCGUGUAUGAGUAUGUCGUGUUGAUGAUUGCCAUCAUGCCACCAGUCAACGUGUCAACCUUCUUGAGCGGCAGUGCUCAGGGUGGUCCUGCUGCCAUGGCCCAGGCCGUUUCUGGCCAGGCCGAAGGCAAGGUGGGCGAGAUCGACGAAUAA